AUGGCAUCAGAACCGCACCCGGCAUUCUAUCAUUCAAAAAAACACGUUUGGGAUUUCCCCAUCACUACUCCGCCCUUCAGCGAGGAAGCCAAAUGGCGACUUCAGAUAAAAACAUUCUGCUUCGGUAGCUUUGACCAGCUGUGGAAAUUGUGGUACGCGUUUUUCUUAUUUAGCUCUACCUGCUGCCUUGUCUGGUUGGGUAUACGCCGCUACGUUGAAUUCAAAGCUCAGGCAUAUAAUCCACGCUUUGGUGAAGGGUGGAAUUACGAAUUCCCGUUGAAUUUUCAAAUUGUCUGUCUGGUACUUGUCGUUGGUCUGUUCCCGCUUCUCAUCUACGCAGCCUUUGCUCGAGUGGGCCAUGCUGCUAAUGACUGCAUUACACUGGGGAAGGACUGUGUGCACCUUCAUACGCUUCUAGCUCAGUCGCCGGUCCUGCGUUUCUCGCCGAACGACAUUGAGCCGAGCAGCAACGGCGCGACCUCCAGCAGUGCAGAGAGACUGCGUUCACAACUUCCAUCUGUCUCGCUUACUGAGUUAGACUUUGAGUCUUUUAUUAUCAGUGAUACUGAGGAGGGCUGUUGUGCAUUCCUUAGACGACAACUACGACCUUUUGCUGGACUUAUUCACGUAAUUAUCGCCUUUGCACUGUUCGUUCCAAUCGCUGUUCUCCAAGCUGAGCAAAUCAAGAAUGAAGCCAUCGAUCCCAGUACGUUGCUGUAUGACCACUACUUAAUAUAUUACAUGCUAAAGGUGCAACACGAAACUGUCCAACACGUAGUAGCCGAAUAUUAA
Dibothriocephalus latus is the source of this 792-nucleotide messenger RNA. The record is from the annotation of a GenBank genome assembly. Lineage: Eukaryota; Metazoa; Platyhelminthes; Cestoda; Diphyllobothriidea; Diphyllobothriidae.